Molecule: messenger RNA, 636 nt
Organism: Rhipicephalus sanguineus (brown dog tick)
Lineage: Eukaryota; Metazoa; Arthropoda; Arachnida; Ixodida; Ixodidae
Product: zinc finger protein 527
Exons: 3
Coding region: 33-428 (131 amino acids)
Biological process (GO): regulation of transcription by RNA polymerase II
Molecular function (GO): DNA-binding transcription factor activity; RNA polymerase II cis-regulatory region sequence-specific DNA binding
Source: RefSeq, a predicted model, not a curated record
ACUCUGCUGACCAGUGCCAAUUUGUUGUUGAAAUGACAGACGGCUCUGCAAAGCUGGCAUCCAGUGCAGACUCGGUCAAGCGGGAGGGGAUCAGCUGCUCGCUGUGCGGGACGGACCUGGUGACGGAAGACCAGUUGCGAGCACACCGUUGCAGUGAGAGGCCUCGUGGACGGGGCCGCUACGCGUGCCGCUACUGCCACUUCGCCUGCAAUGACCGGCUCGAGCACAGCUUGCACCAGACACAGCACCUCAAGGACAGGCCGUUCAGCUGUGGUGUGUGCGGCAAGGCAUUUGCACGCAACAGUGACCGCAACAGGCAUGUCAAGAUCCACACGGGGGUCCGACCCUUCCAAUGCGACGUGUGCUCACGCAAGUUCCGACAGUCAUGGCACCUGCAGUAUCACCGCAGCACCCACACCGACUUCUGAUCACAGGUUUCUGACGUCACGAGUGGCAGCAUUUCGGGCUGACAAAGAUCUUAGCUUCAUCAUGGGAUUUGGCUGCAAGUGCCAAGUCGCCACAUUGCUCAGUGGUAUUCAGUGAUACACAGUUGCGGCAACAAGUGAGGUAUUCAGCGAUACAAUUGCGGCAACAAGUGGCCACCUCUUGUGCCUGCCUCGUACAAGUUGCUGUUCA